CAACGCCCAAGUCCCCAUUUUAGUCUCACCCGAGCUCAGCUCAGGAUCCCAAAGCGGCACGACACGACCGUCGAUUCAGAGCGACAGAGUCCGGUCGGUUCUUCCGACCAUGGCGGCGGCGGCGCCGGAGAUAAGGCACCGGCAGGUGGAGGCGAACGGCAUCACGAUGCACGUCGCCGAGGCCGGCCCGGCCUCCGCCGCGGCCCUCGCGGUGCUCUUCGUGCACGGCUUCCCGGAGCUCUGGUACUCGUGGCGCCACCAGAUGGAGCACCUGGCGGCCCGGGGCUACCGCUGCGUGGCCCCCGACCUCCGCGGCUACGGGGGCACCUCCGUGCCGCCCGACCCCGCCUCCUACACCGCCUUCCACGUCGUCGGCGACCUCGUCGCGCUCCUCGACGCCCUCCGCCUCCGCCAGGUGUUCGUGGUGGGGCACGACUGGGGCGCCAUCGUGUCGUGGAACCUCUGCCUGCUGCGGCCGGACCGGGUGCGCGCGCUCGUCAACCUCAGCGUCGCCUUCAACCCCCGCCACCCCUCCGCCAAGCCCCUCGACUACUUCCGCCGCGCCUACGGCGACGACUACUACGUCUGCAAAUUCCAGGAACCUGGAUAUGAAGCACAAUUUGCUAGUCUUGACUUGAAGAGGUUCUUCAAAAUGGCAAUAACUGUUCAAACCACAGGUUCUUCUGCUAUGUCCCUUAAAAAAAUGCAGUCAAGCAACAAGCAAAUAACACUGCCUUCUUGGCUCUCCGAGGAGGAUGUCAGUUACCUAGCAAGUGUAUACGCAAAAACUGGCUUUGCUGGUGGCCUUAAUUACUACCGCUGUCUAGACCUGAACUGGGAGCUGAUGGCGCCAUGGACUGGAGCGAAAGUGCAAGUGCCGACCAAGUUCAUCGUCGGGGACGGUGACCUGGCAUACCAUCACCCAGGAGUCAAAGGCUACAUACACAAGGGUGGGCUCAAGAGAGACGUGCCCAUGCUCGACGAGGUGGUGGUGAUCAAAGGUGCCGGGCACUUCAUCCAGCAGGAGAGAGCACAGGAGAUCAGUGAACACAUCUAUGAAUACAUCAAGAAGUUCAGCACAGACCCGACACGGGAAUUAUCGAAAUUGUGAGGUCAUCUGUUGAUGUACAAAGUUAAUAAAGAGUAUGUGGCCUUGAGACACUUGUAAGUUGUAUGCAACUUGUAUAACUUUCAAAGCCUGCUGGUUCAUGCACUGAAAUGCUCACGUGGAUAGCAUGAGCCAUGGUUCUACA
Messenger RNA from Triticum aestivum (bread wheat), 1253 nucleotides. RefSeq names its product epoxide hydrolase A. The record is from RefSeq and is a predicted model, not a curated record. Bases 110 to 1111 code for a protein of 333 amino acids. Gene Ontology annotation, molecular function: catalytic activity. NCBI's taxonomy places the organism in Eukaryota, Viridiplantae, Streptophyta, Magnoliopsida, Poales, Poaceae. The transcript is spliced from 4 exons.